AUGCCGGAGGCCGGCACGGCGGACUACGAGCUCCUUAAAACGAACCCGGAUAAAGUGUUCUUAAAGACGAUCACGGGGCAGUUGCAGGCCAUUCUGGAGAUAUCGGUGAUCGAGAUCCUGUCGACGCACGCAUCGGAUGAGUUAUAUUUGGGCCAGAGAGCGAGCGAGGAGUGGACCAGCAAUGAGAAGGCGCUGAAGGCUCUGAAGCGGUUUGGUUCGAAGCUGAAGGAGGUGGAGGAGAAGAUAGCAGAGCUGAAUGAUGAUAAGAAAUUGAAGAACCGUGGCGGGUCGAAGAAGUUGGAGUACACGUUGCUUUCGCCUUAUAGCGAGCAGGGGCUCACUGCCAAGGGGAUUCCUAACAGUAUCUCCAUUUGA
Phalaenopsis equestris is the source of this 375-nucleotide messenger RNA. RefSeq names its product probable linoleate 9S-lipoxygenase 5. The record is from RefSeq and is a predicted model, not a curated record. Lineage: Eukaryota; Viridiplantae; Streptophyta; Magnoliopsida; Asparagales; Orchidaceae. Gene Ontology annotation, biological process: lipid oxidation. Bases 1 to 375 code for a protein of 124 amino acids. Gene Ontology annotation, molecular function: oxidoreductase activity, acting on single donors with incorporation of molecular oxygen, incorporation of two atoms of oxygen; metal ion binding. The transcript has a single exon.